AUGGUCCGGAUCAAACACCGCUACCUCCUCUUCAACAUCCUCUACCCCUCCGCUCCCACGUCCUCCUCCAUACCAGCACCAGCACCAGCACCAGCGCUAGGACCAGGCUCAACACCGAAAGAAGCACCAACACCACCGGCGGCUGCUUACAUCCUCUUCCUGCGCCCAUCGCCGGGCCACCUCACGCCCGCUCUCCUAGUGACGCAUGUGCGCAACCAGAUCCAGACGCUGUUCGGCGACCACGGCGUGUCCGUGACGCAGUCCUCGCUGCGGCUCGUGUACUUCUCGCCCUCGACCUCGACGGGGAUUCUGCGCGUGCCCCGCGCGCACUUCCGUCUCGUGUGGGCGAGCCUGACUUUUCUCACCAAUAUCCCUCCUCCCAGUACUUCUCGGGCCGGCGGCGGCGCAGGAGGGAGAAGAGGUGGCAGAGAAGUCGUCGACGCUACAGCAGCACGUCCGGAACUGGCUUGUGUGGUCCGGGUGGUCAGGGUGAGCGGGACGAUCAGGAAGAGUGAGGAGGAACUGCUCAGACGGGCGAGGAGGGAGGUCGUCCGGGCCAAGCUGCAGGGCCGAAGUACAGGUGAAGAAGGCGAUAAUGAUACGGUCCUGGAAGGAAUCUUUGCAGGGCAGAACGGGAGGGGACCGCGGAAGGGGAAAGAGAAGGCUGAUGCUGUCGGGUUCAUGGGCGCGGAGGAAGAAAGCAUUGUGGAUUUUGACGAGGACGAGGAGGACUUUGAAAAUGAUUCGGGUUGA
Molecule: messenger RNA, 753 nt
Organism: Fonsecaea multimorphosa CBS 102226
Lineage: Eukaryota; Fungi; Ascomycota; Eurotiomycetes; Chaetothyriales; Herpotrichiellaceae
Exons: 1
Coding region: 1-753 (250 amino acids)
Biological process (GO): tRNA 5'-leader removal
Cellular component (GO): ribonuclease P complex
Source: RefSeq, a predicted model, not a curated record